Messenger RNA from Malus domestica (apple), 2134 nucleotides. The record is from RefSeq and is a predicted model, not a curated record. NCBI's taxonomy places the organism in Eukaryota, Viridiplantae, Streptophyta, Magnoliopsida, Rosales, Rosaceae.
UAUGAAUUUUAAACAAUGGCUGCUCUCUCCUCUCUCCUCUCGUUUCUGCUUAUAAUUGAACCCCAAAUCUCAAAUGGGUUCGAAACCGAACCACUCAAAACCCCAAUCGAAGAAUCCACCAUUGACGACCUCGAGCUUGCUUUCAAGGUCAAGACUCUGACUUCACGUCAACUGGUUCAGUUCUACCUGGAAAAAAUCCAGACCCUCAACGGCCACCUCAGAGGGGUCCUGGAGGUGAACCCAGAUGCGCUUUCCCAGGGCGAUUCCGCCGACGAACAACGCCGGGAAUGGGAAUCCAACCCAUCAGCCAGAAGCAGACCGCUGCCGAAGCUGCACGGGAUUCCGAUUCUACUCAAGGACAAUAUUGGAACCAGGGACAAGCUUAACACCACGGCCGGGUCGUUUGCGCUGUUGGGUUCCAAAGUUCCGAGGGAUGCCGGGGUUGUGGCGAAGCUGAGGAGCUCUGGGGCUGUUAUUCUAGGAAAGGGUAGCUUGAGCGAGUGGUUGCACAUCCGGUCGUUUUCUGCGCCGGACGGAUGGAGUGCCAGAGGCGGCCAAGGUGUGAAUCCUUAUAAUCCAUCACUGGAAGCUUGUGGAUCAAGUAGUGGGCCAGCAAUAUAUGUAUCUGCAAAUAUGGUAGCUGUGGCUCUAGGGGCAGAGACUGACAGCUCUAUCUUCUGUCCGUCCAGUUAUAACUCGGUAGUAGGCUUCAAGCCAACCGUUGGUCUCACUAGUCGAGCUGGAGUUGUCCCAGUCAGUCCAAGACAGGACACAGUUGGGCCAAUCUGUAGGACUGUAGCUGAUUCUGUUCAUGUCCUGGAUGCUAUUGUCGGCAUUGAUAGCAACGAUAUUGCUACAAAUGAAGCCUCACAGUACAUUCCGGUGGGUGGCUAUGGACAGUUUCUCAGGGCUAAUGGUCUCAAAGGAAAGAGAUUGGGGAUAGUAAGUCGCUUGUUUAGUCAAGUCAAGGACGAUCAGUUCUUGAAUCAAACUUUUGAGCAGCGCUUUACCACACUGAGGAAACAAGGUGCAGUUUUGGUUGAGAAUCUCGACAUAGCCAAUAUUGAAGAUAUACUGGAUUCCUCUUUGAGCGGUGAACUUGUAGCAAUAUUAGCGGAAUUCAAAAUGGCCUUGAACCCAUACCUAAGUAAACUAGUUGAGUCUCCGGUGAGAAGCUUGAGAGACGUGAUAGCAUUCAACAAGAAUAACUCAGUUUUGGUGAGUAUGAGAAAAGUAAGUGAAUAUGGACAACAUCUCUUAGAAGCGGCUGAGAAGACUAACGGUAUAGGAGCAAAAGAGCAAGAAAUAUUGUCAAAUUUAGCAAAAUUGUCUAGAGAUGGAUUUGAGAAGUUGAUGAAAGAUGAGAGCGUAGAUGCCUUGGUAACUUAUUCCAACUCUGCUCAUUCAAUCCUCGGAGUUGGUGGUUUUCCUGGCAUUGUUGUGCCGGCAGGAUAUCAUGACACUGAAAAGUACCCAUUUGGCAUUUGCUUUGGGGGACUAAAGGGUUCGGAGCCAAAGCUGAUUGAGGCCGCGUACGCAUAUGAGCAAGCAACUAAGAUCAGGAAGCCACCACCUGUUGGUUCUCAGACCAAAUUUAUGUCCAACACUGCCAACGUCACUCCUGAAGUUGAGUCCUCGAAAUCCACCUUCACCACAUCUGAAGAAAGACCCCGCCUAGCCACUCGAGAACACCUCGAACACAGUCCCUUGCAAGAACACAGUCGACGUGAGGGGCUCAAUAAGGAUGCUUGACCCUCCAAACGGUAAAGUUCACAAUCAUGUUUACAGCAAACAAAACAAAAAUUAUGCGGCUCAUGAACAAUCAGUGUCUGGUUCUGCAAGUUGUUCUGAUGUGUGUAGUAUCAAGUCACAGAUUCCACCUACAAUUUGUUGAUGUAUCAAAACCCUAUUAUCCAUUUUGCCCAAACGCGUGCGAAAAUACAAGACAAUCCCAAACACAAACAAUUAAGCAGUAGAAGUUACAUCUACUGGAAUUGGGACGGCCAAGGCUCUGAAUUGGUCAUAAAACAAGUGUCUAGCAAAAAAUAUAAUGCUAAAAACCGUGUCUGCAUUUAUCUGGACUAUGUCUUCUUCCGGCAACGCCGCAGAAUUUCGCCCAUUGUUGAUUCAAUUC